This is a messenger RNA of Cygnus olor (mute swan), 2870 nucleotides long. It is a transcript of the gene CNR2, whose product is annotated as cannabinoid receptor 2. Lineage: Eukaryota; Metazoa; Chordata; Aves; Anseriformes; Anatidae. The record is from RefSeq and is a predicted model, not a curated record. The transcript has 2 exons. Gene Ontology annotation, molecular function: cannabinoid receptor activity. Gene Ontology annotation, cellular component: membrane. The coding region runs from base 989 to 2047 and encodes 352 amino acids. Gene Ontology annotation, biological process: cannabinoid signaling pathway.
CGUGGCGGCGCGGCGGAGCCCGGUUCCUUGCCCUGACGUUUGCGAAGAGAAAAUCCUCUCAGUGCACGUCCCGCUGGCCUUAGCACGGAGCGCGCAGCAGUGGCUGUGUGCGCCCAGGGGCGCAGGGGUGGGAUUGUGGCUGCUGGCGGGGCCAGGCCAGCGCACACGGCGGCUUCCCAAGCCUGCCCUUAGCCCUGCACACCCAUAGGUACACCGCGUUCUCCAUGUCUGCUUCUCAGCUCGCGUCCUUCCCCUCCUCUUCCACUCUCCCUCAGAAAUCAGGAGAAGAUCCCGAAAGUCUCUCGCCUCAGCCACUGCGUGUGCACGGAGGAUUCAGGGGGGCUGAGCAAACGCUUCCAGCGAGCCGAGGGCAGGGUGGCUGCGAGGUGCUGCCAGCCAGAGGCAGAACACGGGACCCAGAGGGGAAGUGGGGAAGGAAAGAAACACACUUACACCAAAAGAACGUGAGAGAGAGCAAGAAACCAGAUAAACGAUUUGCACUGAUGGAUUUGCAGCCCGGGGGAGUCAUACAGAACGGUACCGAGGAGCCCAGAUGAAACCAGAAGCGAUGUGACAGGAGGGGGAAGCAGGCACCGUCCGCAGCUGCACGAGCUGCCCUGGGAGCCCGAGGGUGGGAAGCCCCCGACCGUCCGCAGCCGAAGCGUAGGCGUGAGAAGGUGAGUGGCUGCACUCGCUGCCCCAAGGGACAUCCUGCAGCCAAGGAUCCUCUUUCUCACGGUAAAAGGCAUCGUACCUGGGAGCCCACAGUGCUGACGCACGCACGCAGUCUGGGGAGGCUCUGCCACCGAGGGUUUGUUGGGGAGAUUCCCGCUGAUACUCGGGAUGAACUGCAGUGCCAUGUGUAACACAGAGUGGGAAAAUGUUGUGUUUCGGAUGAAUGCUUUCUUAACAAGAACAAAAAAGAGCACCUGAAGUGCAGAAGGACGCUGAAACGCUCCCUGCAAGCUCCUGGCUCCAGUUCACUACUAUGGAUAUCUGUAAAACAUACGAAAAUGCCUCCAAAUGUAGUGCGAACAGCAAGCUCAUGGAGUGCUUCAUGGUCCUCAGCACCCAAGCACAGAAGAUAAGCAUUGCCACACUUUGUGGCCUCUUUGGGACGCUGUGCAUCUUUGAGAACUCUGUGGUGCUGUACCUGAUCUUCUCCUCCCCUGGGACCAGGAGGAAGCCUUCCUACAUCUUUAUCAGCAGCCUGGCCUUGGCUGACCUCCUGGCCAGCAUCAUCUUUGUCGGCAGUUUUGUUAACUUCCACGUCCUUAAUGAAACCGAUUCCUCUAAAGAAUUGUUCCUGCUGAAGCUGGGAGGGGUGAACACGUCCUUCACAGCCUCCCUGAGCAGCUUGCUGCUGACAGCCGUGGACCGUUACGUCUCUAUCAGCCGGCCCUCCGAAUACAAGCUCCUUGUGACGAGGAAGAGAGCGUGGGCAGCCCUGGGGGUGCUCUGGGCGAUGUGUGUGACCACUGCCUCCCUGCCCAUCCUGGGCUGGAACUGCUGCACGCUCAACUCGACCUGCUCCGAGCUGUUCCCCUUUGUGGAUGACAACUACCUGUCCAGCUGGGUCUGCCUCGUCAUGGUCCUGCUAGGGUGUAUCGUCUACGCCUACACACACGUGCUGUGGAGGGCUCACCAGCACGUGGCGUACAUGGGGAAGCAGCAGGCGCAGGUGGGAAAGCAAAACACCAGGAUGAGAAUGGACGUCAUGCUGGCCAAGACCCUCGUCAUGGUGCUGACCGUCCUUGUGCUGUGCUGGUCGCCGGUCCUCAUUCUCAUGAUCUACAGCAUCUUUGCCAAGCUCACCAAUCACCUGCGCAAGGUGUUUGCCUUCUGCAGCGUUCUCUGCCUGCUCAAUUCCAUGGUGAACCCCAUCAUUUACGCCCUGCGGAGCAAGGAGCUGUUCUCCUCCCUGAGGGCGGUCUUUUUCCGGUUCAAGAGGCGGCUGAGGGGCACGGACGACAGCCCAGAAGCAGACAGUGCCCACAAGUCCUCCAUAGUAGAGACCGUCUGCGAGGAUGAUGUGCGCGUAACGUAGGCAGGCAGCAGUGGAAGUCUGAGCUCAGGCUGGUGGGAGCCUCUGGAUCAUUUUUCGUUUGGAUUGCUUUUAUUUUCUCUUCUUAUGGAGGUCCUGGGAGGUGCCUGGCAUGGACCCAGCUCCCGCUGAUUUUAUUCUGGGACGCUGGGACAUAAAGUGCCCAGACUUGCCCGGACUGCCAGUCCCCGGGCUGCCAAGACACCGGUGCCAUGUUACGGUGAGAGAGCUGCAAGGCAGUGGGUAAUGCGGUACCCCAAAACAGCAAAUCCAGGUGGUUUGUGGCAGCUCAUCCUGCCCGGCCUCCAUUCUGUCCACCAGUAACCUCUUAACCCAUUUGUCUUACAUUCAGUGAUAUCUCCCUUAAAAUAUAACUGUAUUCAAGUGAAACACUCUGCAGACCUCCAGGUUCUCCAGCGGUCCCCAGCCACCACAAACACCUCUGUAAGCGCCCCCGCAGGCACGAGCAGGGUUAUUUAUACGAGCGCCGUCAGCAGAGCGCUCGCAGCACGUGGCUGUGUAGCAGCGGAGCAGCUAUUAAACCGGCCUUGGGUGCCGUGCGGGGGCGCUCCGUGGUAGCAGCAUGGUGACAGGAGGUGACAAAAGGUGACAGAAGGCCUUCGUGUCCCGGCAAAGGCGGGAGGGAACAGCGGGAGCGGUGCCGGGGCCGCCUCGCCAAAAACCCUGGGGAUUAUGGACUGUGUCGUCGAAAAUCGUGAGACCGAUGGGAUGCUGCAGGCGCCACGUUUCUUUCAGCAAGCUUACGGAAACCCAACCUGUGCCACGCAGACAGUGUUGGCUGUUGUGUGAUUAAACAUUAAAACCG